This is a messenger RNA of Ostertagia ostertagi, 516 nucleotides long. The record is from the annotation of a GenBank genome assembly. Lineage: Eukaryota; Metazoa; Nematoda; Chromadorea; Rhabditida; Trichostrongylidae.
AUGUUCAUCGUGGAAAAGAACAACGAGAAAAGGCAAGGGGAAAGUGCACCGGAACUUCAAUCAGCUGAUAUUUUCAUAAAGAUGCAAAAUGUAGAGAGUGCACCCGUGCACAUUCGUCGCUGUUACGUCAGUGAAGCCAAAGCAAUUGACCGUCACUUUCUCGCUGUUUCGUUUGAUUCGCUCCUCGAACAUGAGUUCACCAGCAAAUUCCACCGAGGACCAAUCCGGACAUUCCAUGCGAAUGCAUCGAGUCCGUUCUUAACAAGGCUUGCAAUCGCAAGAGGCACUUGCACUCUAACUCGACUUAUUACAAUUCAACUAGAGCUAUUACAUCGCAAUCCGCAUGCUGUGCACUCGGCUGGUCAGCUGAUGAAUACACUGGCGAUGGUGUUCCUUUUACCGCAAGCACUUCGAACUGUCGGCGCUUGGGAGGCGAACUCUGCUGCCGAUGCCGUUUAUUGGGGCUACUAUCCAUACCAAGCGUACUUCGUCAACGUCUUCGGAUUCUGCGCUAUG